GUUCCAAAUACAGCACAAAUAAUGAUCAGGGUCAAAGCAUCCAAGUGAUCUUCAAAGACCGCCAGCUCCUCCUAUGGGUGGUCUACAGCAACAGCGUGUCCGACGGACACCUGGCCUGCAACCCGAUACACGGACGCCUGCUCGGCUUGGACGAGGGGACGGAGGUGUUUGUGUCUCCGUAUGGGGACGUUAAGGUGCUGGAUGAACUGUAUGUAGAUACAGAUAGUCCGGAUGAUCAGGAGAUCUUGGAACAUAACGCAGAACUCCUCCAGCUCCGAAUCCUUGACCAGCUCCGGCUGGUGGUGUCGGGGCAGAAAUGUGUGGUCUGGAUCUCCGUCUCUCUGCCCAUCAUCUUCACCCCCAAGCAGACCGGACUGCUGGUCAACCAGUCCAGGAUUAUUGUCAAAGUAGACGCUUUCAACACGCUUCAUCACAAUUCGGUUCCAGUACAAAACACGCCAAAUAUAGCAAAAGAAAAAGAAAACCGCUUCAACAACAUAGGAAUCAUCAACCAAGGAAUGCUCCGGCCAUACCUAAACCCUCCAAAAAGGUUAUACCUCCGAGCUUUGCCGAUAGACAGUGAUGGCAAAAGAAACUUGAUACAUCCAUACACAGUCUUUAUGCACGAAGACUUAUUAGAACCUAAAUAUUGUGAUAGCACUAUAAUUUUAGCUACAAUGAGAAAUAUACCUUCAAUAAUCCAAGAUGAUGAAAUUAACCAUAGAGAAAUCAACGAUUUAUGCGUUGAAAUUGUUCCCGUAGACAAUAUAGUCUUCAGAAGUCUAUGCCAUGAAGUAUACAAUAGACAUAUACCAACAGUACUUAUACCAAAAUCUUUAAAUGCUAUUAUUAAUAUUGAAAAUGGAAUGAGAAUGUCAUUUACUAUAAUAGGGGAAAAUAUUGAACAGCCAGAUCAUGUAGAUAUAAUAACUUAUUCUGAACAAUCACAAAAAGAAGAUGAAAUUAUUGAGAAGUUUAAAAAAUGUGUAAUAGAAAGCACACAUUCUGGUAAAAAGUUUCUGAUUAAUCAUGAUAUGCUAAAGCAGAAUCUACAAGUCAGUAAUGGAUUUCUUCAGUUUAAAUUGAAGCCUGAGAAAAUCAAAUAUACAUUGCUGAAUUCAGAGUCGUUUAGGCAAUGUACGGUGUCAGCAAAAUGCCUUAGCGAUACGGAUUUUGAGUUCCCAAAAUUGGCUUCGUCGAGUAUUGAGUAUGAUUGUAAGAAUUAUUGUAGAGGGUUGAAAUCUACGGAGGAUUUGGUGCAGAAGGUUGUGUCGCAUCUAUUCUUUGAGAUACAUAGGGAAGCGACGUUUAAAGAUGUCUCGGAGAUAAAGAGCAAUGUGCUUGUUACUGGCCUCAACGGCACAGGCAAAUCUGCCCUCUGCCACAUAGUCCAGAAAGACCUCACCAUCUGGUCUCACAUACUCCACUGCCGUUCUUUAAGGGGCCGCAAAGACAUUCCUGAGGCCUUAAGCCGGGCUAUACUGAUGUGUCAAGAAAGAAGUCCUGCAGUAUUGAUCUGUGAUGAUGUGGAUAGCUUGGUUCCUCCAAAUUUGGAAGGGUCUUCACCGCAAGAUAUUGCUUAUUAUCAGAGAUUAGCGGUAGUAAUAAAGCACCUACUACAGAAUUGCUCAGGCGUCGUCGUGUUACUAACAGCGACUAGCGUCAACGAGUUACACCCGACGCUUCGCCAGUUCGGAGGCAAGCCGCUCUUCACUGCACAUUUCAAUAUACAGGAGUUACAACAGGAGGAAAGAGUGGAACUUUUCAAACAUCUAAUCAACAAUAAGUUAAGGGAACAGUUCUUAGUGGAAGAAGAUGAUUUCACAAGGUUGGGUGCCGCCACCGCCGGGUUCAGUAUACGGGAGAUCACUGACCAUUUGAAUAAGAAGAUAUUUCAGGCUGUUAAGAAAAAAAAAUCUCAUCCAUCGGAACCCAUGCCCCGGCUAGUAGAAAGCGCGGUAGCGUCAGAGGAGAAAAAUAAAGAGUUCGACAUUUGGGAGUCUGUGGGGGGAAUGGAGGGGGUUAAGCAAGAGCUCACUGAAUGCAUCUUCUGGCCUCUUAUGUACCCGGCCCUGUUCCCGUCUCAGUCAUGUGGAAUCCUUCUAUACGGGGCGCCAGGAACCGGGAAAUCCCACAUCGGAUCCAGUCUGGCCAGACUUCACAACAUGAGUCUCAUUGUGGUGAAGGGACCAGAACUACUCUCCAAAUACAUCGGCCAGAGCGAGAAGGCUGUCCGGGACGUGUUCGACAAAGCUGAUAUGAAGCGGCCGUGCAUAUUAUUCUUCGAUGAGUUUGACAGCUUAGCACCCAAACGAGGACACGACUCAACAGGCGUCACCGAUCGCGUAGUAAACCAACUGCUAGCGCGACUUGACGGCGCCGAAGGCGGAGCGCGGGGGCCAGUAAUCGCUGCGACCAGUCGCCCCGACUUAAUCGACCCUGCGUUACUACGACCAGGGCGAUUACAGAGGCACAUAUACUGUGCGCCACCUGAACAGAACGACCGCUUCGAAGUGCUAAAAACGCUGAGCAAAAACGUAGUCAUAGAAGAAGACGUGGACUUACGACAGCUGUCGGAGGUUACCGAAGGCUACUCACCAGCGGAUCUCAAGAGUUUACUCGUCACGGCACAGCUAGGCAGUCUGGAGAAACAGUUGUUGAGCGGGGUAGAGAAAGACUUGCAAUCAGUAGUGGUGAGGAAGACAGAUAUACAAAGCGCAUUGUUGGAGACCAAACCUUCGCUUUCCAACGAGCAGCGGGUCUUCUACGACAUGAUAUACAAAAGGUUUAGAGGCGAGAAGCUAUCCGCAGACCAGAAACAGAUGUCGAGGCAGUUGGAAAAGCAGAGAGUCACCUUAGCUUAGUCAACGAAUCAUUGGUUACAUAAAGAGAGAACACUGUAGGAAAAAUAUGUGGUAGCAAGGUGAAAACAGAAAUUCAGCGUCUUGGAGCUUAUAUAGAUAUGUAGUUGGAGAAGCCCUUAAUCCUUUAUUGCAUACCAAAGAGGAUCGAGUAUUAUAGAGAGUUACUGUCAAAGUAAAAUGUAAUCACAGUGCAUAGACUGCCAUCUCUUGACACAAGCUUAAAACUUUUGAACCUCAGUUUUGACAAUUUGGCCC
Molecule: messenger RNA, 3119 nt
Organism: Leguminivora glycinivorella
Lineage: Eukaryota; Metazoa; Arthropoda; Insecta; Lepidoptera; Tortricidae
Gene: Pex1
Product: peroxisome biogenesis factor 1-like
Exons: 16
Coding region: 519-2864 (781 amino acids)
Biological process (GO): protein import into peroxisome matrix
Cellular component (GO): peroxisomal membrane; cytosol
Molecular function (GO): ATP binding; ATP hydrolysis activity
Source: RefSeq, a predicted model, not a curated record